CCCAGAACCGAGCAAGAGGAGCAGAGGGACCCCCCAGAACCGAGCAGGAGCAGAGGGACCCCCGGGCCGGCCGUGCUGCAGGCAGCAUGGCGCAGUGGCAGGAGGUGCAGAGCUUGGCCAACACCUACCAGGAGCAGGUGCACCAGCUGUACGCGGGCUCGGCGCUGCCCAUGGCCGUGAGGCAGUGCUUGGCCGCCUGGAUCGAGGACCAGAACUGGCGCCAGGCGGCGGAGCCGCUCUCCUCGGGGCACGCCCGGAUGCUGUUCCAUUCCUUACUGGUGCUACUGGGAGAGUGCCUGGGCAGCCUGGGGUCGGGCCACGAGGAAUUCAUGCUGAAGCACAACCUGCGCAAGGCUCAGCGCGACCUCCAGGCCGAGUUCGAGAAGCAGCCGGAGGGAUUCGCCAACCUGGUGGCCAACCUGCUGCAGGAGGAGCGGCGGAUCCUGCGCCUGGGGCAGGCGGGGGGGCAGGGGGGUUCGGCCCCUGUGGCAAGCCCAGCCCCGGAGAGCGGUCGGGAGCAGCAGAUCCAGCGGCGUUUGGCUGAAUUCCACACAGCCCUGCAGGAAGCCGAACGAGCCUUCAGGCACCUGGAGGAUUUGCAGGAUGCUUUUGACUUCUGUUACAAAGUGCACUACCAACCAGCCGAGGGCAGGAGCAACGACCCCGGCUACAUCCAGGAGCUCCAAACCCUCCAGGCCAAACUGCAGAACCUGGACCGGCAGCGGCGGGAGGUGCUGGCUCAGAUGCAGCAGCUCUUGGGGCGCAGCGAGACCCUGCAGGAGCUGCUGCGGGAGGAGCUGGGGGGCUGGAGGGUGCGGCAGCAGCGCCUGUGCCUGGGGGGCCCUGGAGACACCAACCUGCGCCCGCUGGAGACCUGGUUCACGGAGCUGGGCCAGGGGCUGUUCCAGCUGCGGCAGCUGCUGCGGGCGCUCAAUGACCUGCGACAAAAGGUGACCUACGAGAGGGACCCGCUGGUGGCAGAGACGCCCCUGCUGGAGCAGCGGCUGCAGGAGCAGCUCACGCACCUGCUGAAGAGCGCCUUCGUGGUGGAGCAGCAGCCCAGCACCCCCAACCCUGGGAAGCGCCCGCUCGUGCUCCGCACCGCCAGCAAAUUCUCAACCCGCGCCCGGCUCCUGGUGAGGCUGCACGACCGCAACCACCACAUGGAGGCCAGGAUCCACAUCGACAGGGACCCGCCCAACAUCAAAGGGUUUCGCAAGUUCAACAUCCUCACAUCGAGCAGCAAAACGCUCCUGGCCGGGGACAGUCCCCAGGAAGGGCUGGUCUGCGAAUUCCAGUACCUUACGCUGAAGGAGCAGAAGGACAGCAGGGCUGGCAAGGGCAAAGGCACCAGCGGCGAGGGUCCCCUGGUUGUGACAGAGGAGCUGCACCUCAUCACCUUCACGCUGGCCUACGCCUACUGCGGGCUGGAGCUGGAGCUGGAGACCACCACGCUGCCCUUUGUCAUCAUCUCCAACAACAACCAGUUCUCCAGCGCCUGGGCCUCCAUCCUCUGGUUCAACAUGCUCAGCUCUGACCCCAAGGCCCAGCAGUUUUUCUCGUCCCCGCCGCCGGCCCCGUGGCCGCAGCUGGCCGAGGUGCUGAGCUGGCAGUUCCAGAGCGUGGCCGAGCGAGGGCUCAGCCGGGACAACCUCCUCAUGCUGGCUGAGAAACUCUUGGGCUCGAAGCCAUCGCUGGACAGCACCGUGCCCUGGCCCAAGUUCUCAAAGGACGGACCUGCCGGUUUCUCCUUCUGGGCCUGGCUGGACGGGAUCCUGGGGCUGCUCCAGGAGCACCUCAAGCAGCUCUGGAAGGACGAACUCAUCCUGGGCUUCGUGAGCCGCAAGCAGGAGAAGAAGCUGCUCAAGUCCAAGCGGACGGGGACGUUCCUGCUGCGCUUCAGCGAGAGCGUCCUCGGCGGGGUCACCUUCACCUGGGUGGAGCACCACGAGGGGGGAUCCCCCACUUUCCACGCCGUGGAUCCCUACACGGCCUCGGAGCUGGUGUCGCUGGCGCUGCCCGACAUCAUCCGCGACUACCAGAUGAUGGUGGAGGAGAACAUUCCGGAAAACCCCCUCAAGUACCUGUACCCCAACACCGCCCGUGACGAGGCUUUUGGACCCUACUACAGCCAGAGGCAGGAGGGGACCCUGAAUGAGAACCAGAAAUACCUGAACCGGCGCCUCAUCCGUGUGUCCUCCAGGCAGCCCAGCAAGUGGCAAACAGAGGAGGAGCUGGUGGUGGCCACAGAGAACCUGGAGACGCUGCAGCUGCAGCCCAGAGGGCAGGGGACACAGCAGGCUGGUGGCCUGCCAUUGUCACAGCCCCAGAGCUCGGGGACACCACAGGGCACCCCUGGCAAUGUGGGGACGCCUCAUGGGGUGGCCACGAGCCCAGGGACACUGCAGGGGGUGGCCACAAGGCCAGGGACACUUCAGGUGGCAUCUGGGAGCCUGGGGACCCCUCAGGGGGUGGCCACAAGGCCAGGGACAUUUCAGGUGGCAUCUGGGAGCCUGGGGACCCCUCAGGGGGUGGCCAGUAGGCUGGGGAUAGCACAGGUGACAGCCACAAGCCCAGGGACUCUGCAGGUCAUCCCUGGGAGCUUGGGGACACCACAGGUGACAGCCACGAUCCCAGGGACUCUGCAGGUCACCCCUGGGAGCUUGGGGACACCACAGGUGACAGCCACAAGCCCAGGGACCCUGCAGCCCACGGGCUUGGGGAUGCUGCAGCCACAGCCCCAAAGCCUGGAGCCAGCACAGGUGGGAUCAGGUGUCCCCAACAUCCAGGGGACACUGCACGGGCCACCAGGGGCCGUGGGGACUGUGCAGGUGCUGCCUGGGGGGCUGGGGAUGCUGCAGGUGGGAUCUGGGGACUUGGGGACACUGCUGGGGGAGCAGGGGACAGUGGCUGUGGGCACGGGGACGCUGCAGCCGGUGCCAGGCGCUGUGGAGCCACCGCAGGUCCCCGAGGAGCAGGGGACACUGCCACCCGAGCUGGAGCUGCUGCCGGGGAGCCAGGACGUGCAGGAGCUGCUGCAGGGGCUGGAGUCGGGCUCGGGGACCCUGGAGAUGCUGGAGGUGGCGGAGCUGAUGCCGAACAUGGUGGAGCCCCUGGGGGAGAAUUUCCAGCUGAGCGCCGGCAGCGCUGCACUCCUGGACCGCCACGACCCGUUCCUGCCGCUGCCCGAGGACUCGGCCCUGCCCGCCGUCCCCUCCCUCUUCACCGACCUCCCCCCGCUCCAAAUCGACGCCAGCGACUUCCAGUGACCCCUCCCGGGCCCCCUCCCUGUAAAUAAACCCCUUCCCACGAACCCCGA
Molecule: messenger RNA, 3319 nt
Organism: Catharus ustulatus (Swainson's thrush)
Lineage: Eukaryota; Metazoa; Chordata; Aves; Passeriformes; Turdidae
Gene: STAT2
Product: signal transducer and activator of transcription 2
Exons: 23
Coding region: 87-3269 (1060 amino acids)
Biological process (GO): regulation of cell population proliferation; regulation of transcription by RNA polymerase II; type I interferon-mediated signaling pathway
Molecular function (GO): RNA polymerase II cis-regulatory region sequence-specific DNA binding; DNA-binding transcription factor activity, RNA polymerase II-specific
Source: RefSeq, a predicted model, not a curated record